AUGUCUGAAAAGAAACGAAAGCAGCGGUUAGCUGGUGAUAAACUCAAUGAAAACCCACUGAAGCCUACGCUAGAAGAAAUCGAUGUUGCGAAUUACUUACAUAAAAAGCUACCAUCUAAAGAAGGGCGUCUCUCGGGAAUGGUUGUUCGCAUAUUUGUAGCAAUGGAAGCCAUAGAGUUACUGAUGAAUUCCCAUUGGGCUAAAUCAAAUGACGAUGCGAAACCAACUCUUUUUACAAGUCAAACUACAGCAGUUAAUUUCAUGACAACUUUGUUUCAGAAGCAAAUGUUUCAGCGUGCAGUUCGUGUCAAGAAAAAGUCCACUAAACAUCGAGAAGAUGCUAAAUCACUGAAGCCCAAACUGAAAAAGCUUACUGAUGGAAAGGUUGUCACCAGUAAAAAUGUUGUCGAUGCGACUUCAGAUGAAAAUUUGAGUUCUCAAGAUCAUGAUUCUAAAUCGCCCAAAUUUGGCAUUUUCUCAUCCAUCUCUUCCAGUAUUAACGAAUUCACAAUGAAAUCUCCUAAUAAGAAACCCAUGCGACUAGAAAUUGUGGACGAGCAAAAAUUUGUACUGGAUGAUCCACACACAUUUUAUGUUUGGAUAUAUGAACCACCACCGGGACUUUUUACUUGGUUGGCUGGCGCAGCUUUAAUUAUUGGGAUUAUACUAUGCUGUUUAUUUCCUAUCUGGCCAUCAGAAUUACGCCAAGGUGCAUAUUAUUUGACUAUAACUGCUUCAGGACUUUUAGGUCUUUUACUUUUCGUAGGAUUAUUGCGUUUCUGUUUUUAUUUGCUUGUCUGGUUAUCUACUUUAGGUCAAUACAGUUUUUGGAUAUUUCCUAAUUAUUUUGAAGAUUGUGGUUUCUUCGAGUCAUUUCGUCCAUUGUAUUCACUUAAACGUGCAUCUGAUGUUCUAGCACCAUCAAAUAAGAGAAGCAAGUCGAAAGUAAAGUCAAUUAGUGAUGUAUCCACUAUUAAUUUCGACACGAGUAGUAGCAAUACCAGUGUUGUUACUGGUAGUGAUGCUAAUAUUGUCCAAUUAUUAUGUACAAAAUCCACAACAAAAUCACCUGAGGAGGUUAAAGUGAGAAAGGUGUUAAAGAAAGAUGUAAUAAUCAAUGAAUAAAUAUAUUCCUAUUUACUUCAUUCUUUUUUCCUUAUUUUCCCUUUCAAUGUUAUCAUGGUAACUGUAUUGCACUCUUAUCAUAGGUAUGCUUUUUGCAACAUUGUUCAUCUAUAUUUUAACUUCAUAUUUCAGCUGAAUAGAUGUUUUUUGUAACAAAGUUUUCAAAAUUACACUUGUGAUAUGUGUGCCGAAAAUGAG
Molecule: messenger RNA, 1323 nt
Organism: Schistosoma spindalis
Lineage: Eukaryota; Metazoa; Platyhelminthes; Trematoda; Strigeidida; Schistosomatidae
Source: the annotation of a GenBank genome assembly